CAAAGAAACCAUAUCCAACCUAUUAGACAAACACAUCAGGCGACAGAUCAACAAACACUACAUACUGAAACUACUGGAUUUAUGCUUAAUAACCCACUUUUCCAUUCAACAGCAGGAUAUAUGCGCAGAUCAAUGGGACUUCCAUGGGCUUAUCCAUCUCUGGACUGAUAGCAUAGACAGUCAUGCAAAAACUGGAACAAACAGCCUGCCCGCAGACCCAACCUAAGCUGUGGAUCAGAUAUGUGGAUGACACUUUUGUAAUUAUGACAAAAACAGAAACUGAGAACACCCACCGACUCAUCAACACCAUACUCACAGGGAUCACAUUUACAAGAGAGGGGAAAAACAACAACAAACUCCCAUUCCUGGACAUGAUAAUGGAAAGAAAAGCGAAUGGUGAUUUCACUCCAAAAAUGUACAGGAAAUCCACACACACUGGCCAGGUCUUAAACGAUCACAGCAACCACCCCAACUCAGACAAGAGGCGCUGCAUUAGGCCCCUGUACAAAAGGGCCGCUACACACUGCAGUACACCCGAUCUGCAGAAGGAAGAAGAAGAAUACCUCCACAAGGUCUUUUACCAGGAAUGAAUACCCCCGCAGCUUCAUCCACAGAUGCCUCGCCAACAGACAACACAAUCAGGACACACCAAAAGCCAAAACAAUAACCACCAUACCAUAUAUGAAAAAGUCUCAACUUAAUAGCCAGACUACUCAGACAGCUAAGAAUCAUGACAGCACACAAACUGGUUGCUACACUAAGACAGCAACUGACCACAGUUAAAGACCCAGCAGAUACUAUGGACAGGAUGAAUGUGGUCUACAAGAUACCAUGUGGAGACUGCACUAAACACUACAUUGGACAAACUGGCAUCCACAACCACCAGCUAGCAACUAAAUAACAUGACCUUGUCCUUGCUUUCAAUACACACAGAUGAGAAAACCCACACUUUCAACUGGGACAACACCACUAUCAUUGGACGAGCCAGGUAGUGGACAGCCAGGGGAUUCUUGGAGGCUUGGCGUUCGUCGGCAGGCUCCAUCAAAAAGACAUUGAAUCAGCCCAGAUAUACCGACCAUAACAACGUACAGCUGGAACUGGCACUUACUGGAAGCAGCAAAAACUAGACCAUAUAUAUUCAAACGGGCACAAGACAACAGCAGUUCACAGGACGUUCCAUGACACUGAGGAUGUCACCUACUAAGGGGACGAAAUGUCCACUGUCAAACCUCCCAACUCAGCAAACGCACAAACAUCUACUGACUCAAAAACAGCCAAACAAUAAAGGAGAAAGCAUAAUUAGAUUGCUGACAGUCAGAUCCUACAAAUGUGGAAAUUAUACACCACUUUCUGAAGCAAGGGCAGAAGGCAUAAGUCAGCCUUACAGACAGUAAAUUAUGGUGCAAAGGCAUCUCCUUAUCUGGAAACCUUGGACGUGACUCCUGCCACAAUUUGCUGUGCACUGAAACCUCUUGUGAAUGCACCUCGAUUCUGCAUCGCUGCUGCACGAGGCAAGGCAUGGGGAAUGACAGCCAGAAUCCCACGUGUCUUACCAACGACUCAUUCAAGUAUACCCUGUAUGGCUCCGUGUACAGCGUUGUAUUUAUCCUCGGUUUGCUGACAAACUGCACCUCACUGUAUUUCUUCAGCUGCAAAAUGAAGAUGCGGAAUGAGACCACAAUAUUUAUGACCAAUCUUGCGGUCUCGGACCUCCUUUUUGUCUUUACGCUGCCCUUUAAGAUUUUUUACAACAUCAAUCGCCACUGGCCAUUUGGUGACGGGCUGUGCAAGGUCUCAGGGACAGCGUUCCUCACGAACAUAUACGGGAGCAUGCUGUUUCUCACCUGUAUCAGUGCUGACCGAUUCCUGGCCAUAGUUUACCCUUUUAGGUCUCGGGCCAUCAGGACAAGGAGAAACACCAGCAUCAUUUGUGCAGGAGUGUGGCUCCUGGUGCUCAGUGGGGGAAUCUCUGCAUCUUUAUUCUCCACCACUAACAUCAGGGGGAAUAACUCCAGUACCACCUGCUUCGAAGGUUUCUCCAAAGAUACCUGGAAAACCUAUCUGUCCAAGAUCACCAUAUUCAUUGAAAUAGUUGGAUUUCUUAUUCCCUUGCUGUUGAAUCUGACCUGCUCUUCGCUGGUUCUGAGGACUCUGAGGAAACCAGAAACGUUGUCUCCAAUUGGAGCCAACAAAGAAAGGGUACUGAAGAUGAUUAUUGUGCACUUGUCCAUUUUCAUUAUAUGUUUUGUGCCCUACAACUCCAUCCUGUUUAUCUAUGCUCUUGUGCGUUCCCAAGCAAUUGCAAACUGCUCCUUGGAGAGGUUUGCCAAAACCAUGUAUCCAAUCACUUUGUGCCUGGCUACCACAAACUGCUGCCUCGACCCCUUUGUUUAUUACUUUACGUCGGAAUAUUUUCAGAAGUAUUUCAACAUAAGACCCUGCACCAAGCUUGAUUCCAUUUUUAAAAGUGAAACACCACUAACAGUGAAGGGGGAGGCAAUGGCCGAUUCUGUAAAUCGGAAUGGAGCCAAUAUUCAUUUAGAAUCACAGUUUUAAGCUUGGUAUCUGAAUGAUUGAAAAUUACCUUCAGGACUCUAAUACGCCACCUGUUCUGUGUGGUAAGGCUGCAGGAUUUCAGAAGAAAAGGGUGGAAUUUUCCCUUCCCUGUUGCAGCAACAGUCAUGGCAAGUAAAGUGUUGAAACAGGGCAGGAGUGAAAAAGUCAGAUUCUUGGAAAAGCGAAAAAUGUUCCUGAUUUCCCUCUCGAACUGCAACUUUAGAAUCUCACCCUUGAGUGGUGAUUGCUGUAUUUCCGCACCUUUGCGUCUCAUUAAAAGAACCAGCUUGCCCUAGUUACAUCCCACUUCCAAUUCUCCUGUCCUCCACUGAGAAACAAGGCAGUGCAAAUUCCUGACAGGUCAAACAGAAUGGACACUUAUCAGCUGCAGCUCACCAUUUGCAUGUCCCGGCCAUCAAUUAAAUGUAUCUUCACAAUAAUGCCCCUACUAGAUCCACAGCCACUAUUCUCCUUGAUCCUUCCUUCAUCCACCCAAAUCCACGUAAAAAACCACUAGCCACACUACGUGUUGCCUGCACUCAGACCAAUUCAGUUUCUCACCACAUCACACCUUCAAUAUCACUUUGUGCUGAUGGAUGUUGUGGGAUAUUGCAUUUUGGUAAAACAAACUAGGGCAGGACUUAGACAGCCCUGGGUAGUGUUGUAGAGAAACGUAUGGGUUCAAGUACAUAAUUCUUUCAAAUUUGCAUCAUGGGUAGACAGGAUGAUUAAGAAGGUGUUUAGUAUGCUUGCCUUCAUUGCUCAGACCUUUGAGUAUAGGAGUUGGAACAUCAUGUUGAGGUUGUACAGGAAUUUGGGGAGGCCUCUUCAAGAGAACUGGGUGCAGUUCUGGUUGCUCUGCAAUAGGAAGGAUAUUGUUAAAUUGGAGAGGGUUCAAUAAAGAGUUACCAGGAUGUUGCUGGGAAUGGAGGGAUUUAAAUAGGCUGGCAUUGGUUGAGAGGCUUUUCAGUGAAGUUUAGGAGGUUGAGUGGUGACCUUAGGGAGGUUUAUUAAAUCAUGAGGAAUAUAGAGAAGGUGAAUAGUAACAGUCUUUUCUCGAGGGUGGGGUAAUUCAAAAGUAAGGAGCAUAUUUUUAAGGUGAAGUGAGCAAGUUUUAAAAAGGACAUGAGAGGCAACUUUUUUUCGCUCAGAGAAUGGUUUAUGUGUGGAAUGAACUGCAGAGGAAGUGGUGGAUGCAGGUACAGUUAUAACUUCUAAAAAACAUCCGGUUAAGUACAUGAAUGGCAAAGGUUAGGACGGAUAUGGGCCAAAUGCAGGCAAGUGGGACUGGUUUAGUUUUGGGAACAUGGUCGGCGUGGACUGUUUGGGCAGAAGGAUCUAUUUCCAUGCUGUAUGAUUCUAUGACUCUAUUCUGCCAGGUCACAUGGGUGGCAUGGUGGCUCACUGAUUAGCACUGCUGUCUCACAGCGCCAGGGACCUGGGUUCAAUUCCACCCUCAGGUGACUGUGUGUGUGGAGUUUGCACAUUCUCUGUGUGUCUGCAUGGGGUUCCUCCAAGUGCUUCGGUUUCCUCCCACAGCCCAAAGAUGUGCAGGUUAGGUGGAUUGGACAUACUAAAUUGCCCAUGUUCAGGGAUGUUUAUGUUAGGGGGAUGGGUCUGGGUGGGAUAUUCUAAGGGUUGGUAUGGACUUGUUGGGCCGAAGGGCCUGUUUCCACACUAGCGAUUCUAUGGUUGUGAGCAGUGACAGCCACACAUACAUGGAGAUGCUGUCAUGUUAAAACAAAACACAUCUUAAAGCUUCUAACUCACUUACUGAACUCUCUUACUUUUCAUCACUGAGUUUUACGUACAGGGAUUUGGCUAUGAUCAAUCCAAUUGGGCAGUGAUCCAUGGUCAAGUGCAAGCAGUCCAGGGAAUACACACAGGUCAGUUGCGAUGCUCAGUUCUUGCUGCAGUGAGAGAAUAGGAAGGAUUGAUUGGUAUGCAAGUGGUCAGCAGGAGAAAGCAAUCCCCUCUUCUCUACCAGGCCUGUCCUCCAGCAUCUCCUGUCCUGGAGUGGGGAUACAGCAUGUCUUGAUGACGUUUGCUGUGUUGAGUACUGCAUUGUGAGGGGACAUUCAAACAUCUACUAACAUGGUGCUCAGCAGGGCCUUCAAACAUGACUCCAGAUGUAAUGGAUGCCAGAAGUUCACAGUCGUGGCCAACACUUCCUUCUCUCUGGCCAUUCCCAUGAAAUGCACCCAAAAACCAGGUCGCAUUAGUUAGGCAGUGAAAAGCAAAAGGUUGCGGAUGGUACUUCACUACCAGCCAUUAAACUCACUUGCUGCCUACAAAUGGGAAAAUUCAGCCCGUGGCGAUGACAUAUGUCGGUAUACUUUGUAUAGAAUACAGUAACUUUUUAGACCCAAACAGCCACUGAUGUUAACGAUCGUCCAGUAGCAGAUUCUCACCCUCCAAUACUCCAAACCAACAUGUGUUUGGUUCACUUGCAAAGCUUAUCUGAUGAAGAAAGGUUCCUUAUUAUAAUUCUCAAACUUGGUUAUAACUGAUAAUAUACAACCUCUGACCAUUCACCUCAUUUCUGUUGCACAUUCUAAAUGAACCAGGCAUCUGAUCUGUUAUUUAGUUAAAACAAAAGCAUGGUAAAUCGAAUACUCUACCAUUUCUGGCUUUUGUCAGGUCUUGCUUUUAAUUCAAAUAACUUAGCUAGCCUUUCAAUGAAUUCUUGGUUCACAGCCAGCAGGAAGAUUCAGAAUGUCAACCUGCAUUGGCAAGUCGUCGAAGUGAACCACAUUAAGAAUAACUCCUCCACAGUCAAACUUACGCUAAACAAUCGUACCUGUCACAUUUCAGACAGAUUAUUUUGUCUGGCAGAUAUUAGGGAAGUAAUGCAACAAGAGGAACACAAACCUUGAGGGCAAAUCAAUACAAGAGGUCAAAAAGGAGUCUCUGAUCCUUUAGACCUCUGCAAUUUUGAAGAGAUUUACAAGUCUAGGACAUAAAUGCGUUAUAUAUGGAACCUGAAGCUCGAGAGAGCCAGUACUCUGUGUCCCUAACAAGUCAUUCUGUUCAAAGGUAGUGCUGCUGUACUGUUUAACAUUGCUUGUUUGUUUGUGUGUCACUGAACCUAAACUAAUGAAAAUAAAUUUGCAUUUAUGUGAUUACAA
Molecule: messenger RNA, 5684 nt
Organism: Stegostoma tigrinum
Lineage: Eukaryota; Metazoa; Chordata; Chondrichthyes; Orectolobiformes; Stegostomatidae
Product: lysophosphatidic acid receptor 4-like
Exons: 3
Coding region: 1519-2556 (345 amino acids)
Biological process (GO): positive regulation of Rho protein signal transduction; phospholipase C-activating G protein-coupled receptor signaling pathway
Cellular component (GO): membrane
Molecular function (GO): lysophosphatidic acid receptor activity
Source: RefSeq, a predicted model, not a curated record